Molecule: messenger RNA, 7034 nt
Organism: Ictalurus furcatus (blue catfish)
Lineage: Eukaryota; Metazoa; Chordata; Actinopteri; Siluriformes; Ictaluridae
Gene: dlg1a
Product: discs large MAGUK scaffold protein 1a
Exons: 22
Coding region: 2676-5474 (932 amino acids)
Biological process (GO): neurotransmitter receptor localization to postsynaptic specialization membrane; chemical synaptic transmission
Cellular component (GO): postsynaptic density membrane; neuron projection; neuromuscular junction
Molecular function (GO): kinase binding
Source: RefSeq, a predicted model, not a curated record
UAUAAGAAGUAUGUGUGACUGUCAAAGUCUCCAGAAGAACCGUGACUGGUUCUGCAAGAUGCUCAAUAAAACUUACAGCUCAUUUCCUUAUAAAACUGCACUAAUUCUACCUGAGGCUACUUUUUUUUUUUUUUAAGCAAAGGGGCAUCACACCAAAUAGUGCCUUUGUUAUAUUUAUUACUGUUUACUGCUCUUUAUAGUAUUUUUUAAAAUGGCGAAACAUUUAAUUUAAUUAUUUUUGAAGGCAUCUUUGCUCUACAGCAUUUCCUUGCAUGUGCCUAAGACUAUUGCACAGUACAGUGUAUGUAUGAAAAUGAAUUAUUAUUAUUUGUGCUGGCUUUUUAUGCCUUUAGUCCAUAGCUGUGUAGGUAGAUUAAAAUGCACUCGUUAUGUCUCAAAUGUAGCUUCUUGUCAAACCUCACUACACUGAAUGUUCUUUGUCUGUUAUCCUGGUGAUUUGCUUCAAGCACAGCACUUGUGUUAGCUAGGGCAGAGAAAUGGAAAUGGAAGCAUAUAUGAUAUAUGGGUGCAGUCAUCAGGAAACACUCAGUCGAUGUUUCCUUCCAUGGGCCUGUGCUAACACAGGAUUGGUCUACACUUUAGACAUUUUUCUACAUGUGAAAAGGCACUGAGGCAAAUGCUUUUAAUGGGAAGAAAGGAUGUCUUUUUUUUUUUUUAUUUAAUAUGGGUGCUUCCUACGCACUAGUUUAUUCCUACACACUAAUCACUCAAUUGCUUGACAGCUACCUACCAGGGAAAGUAUUAAAGUAAUAUUACUUUUCUUUUUAACUACAGCUCAUGCAGAGUCAUAGAACAGCUGACCAUGAUUGGAGGAGAUGAUAACUGCUGUCUUUUAUACAUAUGAGCCAACAGAUGAUUGUGAGGGGCUGGUUUCGUUCCAGUCAUCAGGGCAUUGUGGUAUCCCAUCAAUCCCAGAGACCCGGAUCAAUGAACCAUCUUGGACUCCUGAGUCACAAUCUCCAGAGGAAACACUUUACGCUUAAGAGCCCAGGAGAUGAUGUUUAGAGGUUCUGUACUGUUCACCAUAACAUGUUAGCAUUCAAUGUCUGAACGGUUGCCAUUCUGAAAAUGUUAGUCUGGGACUUACUACGGUACGACCCACAACAAGUUUGUAAAAGUGAUACAAUCCCAGGGCUGGUCAGCGAGUGACAUGAUUAGUUGAGCUUGUCCUUUUUUAAAAUCUAGUGUCCCAAAAAGGCAGGUUGUGGUCUUAAAAAAUGAAUGGAAUGCUUUCUUAAAUAUAUGGUGCAAAGAAGCCAUUGGGCAAAUUAUUAUAACUCAGAAACUAAAAAGACUUAUGGUAUUCUUAUUCCCUGACCUAGUGAACUACUGUAACAUGAGGAUGUGUUUUUGAUAGAGAAGACAAAGCACUUCUGUAAGUCACUCUGGAUAACAGUAAAUGUAAGUGCACUGUAAGUUAAUAAGUUCAUUUAACUCAAAAAAUUUGAGGAAACUAAUUACCUCUAAAUUUUUAAGUUGAUAAAUCAAUUUCUUUAAGCCAAAUACACUUAAAUAUAACAAAAAAAAUUUUAAAUGACAAAGUUUGAGUUAAAUUUUUGUUAUAUUCAAGAUCUAUAACUAAAUUUAUACCAACAAACCGCCCAAACUUUUGCACAGUACCAUACGCAAGCAGUUUCUACAUUUCUGCAGUCCCUAUGUGCAUGUGCGAGUGAAUGUGACCUCAUAAAUUGCGAAAUUGAUCUGUGCUUUGGACGCAAUUUAUGUGUUAAAAAUAAACAUGCAAUGAUAAUGAUAAUUUUCCCUAAACAUUAUAGGAUUGAGUUCAAAUGUCAUCAGCUGCUCAGCUAUAUAUGCAUGUAUCUACCCUACAAAAGUUCCUUUGGAUAAAAAUGACAAGUCAAGAAAUACAUUUGAUUGUAAUAUGCAAAUGCAUUCCAUUCCUGUAUCAGAGAAUGUGGGUUGCAGCCUCUUAAAAUGCAAAUGCUUGUACAUCCGAUAUCACUGAAACAGCGGUGCUUUCAGAUGUUUUUCAGAUGCAUGAACGUCUCCUAUACUGUUAGUUAAAAGCCAUCUACUGGAAUUAAAUAAGCAUUCGUUUAUAGGGCUUACAGUAAACGGUACCAUUUAGUUUGGAAAGUAUUGUGGAGUGCAGACAAAAGUUAAAGGUCUGCUGUACAUCCAGUACACCAUGCAUUUAUUCUCUGUGACCUAUUUAUGACUUGUGCUAAUUCCAUGAAGGAGAAACACAAAAGCCCUGUAAAUCGGAACGGCACUGUGCAAAUCUCCCUCUACUGCACAGGGGUGGAACUUAUCCCAGACGAGUGCUGAAUGCCUGAGCUGAAAUCAAGAAUGGAGCAUUGAUUAUUCAUGCCUGUAGGAAAAAAAAAAGUCUGUGCUCUGUCAUGUGUGGUGCCCAUUGGAGCUCAUUAAUUGGCAAGCAAGUGCAGGGAGAUGAGGGUGAGUAAGGCAGAGGGAGAGAAAGAGGAAGAGAGUCACAGUCCAAGAGAAGCUUGGCAGAACAGUGGAAGCAGGAACAGAGGGGGCUGGAAGAAGAGGAAUGGACUGGAUUUACUGCCACUCUGUGUCUGCUUUCUUGCCAACAGAAGGACAAACGUCAUACUCAUGGCUGUGCCCUUUUCUCUCUGAACCGGUGGAAACUUAAUGCCUUUCUCUGGAUCCCUUCUGCCAGGAAGAUGACCACCUACUACCACAACCAUGAGUAUUGCGCAAGAGCUUCCGAGGACUGCGGUAUUGGUGUCAGCAGAGUAACUGCUAACUGCGUUCAGCCAAGGAUCCAUCAGAACAUCCAGUCUUACCAGAGCAUUCUUGUUCACCCACAGAGACAGUCGCUACAUCUCCAGCUUCAGCAGCAGCCACAGUUCCACCAGCUCCACCACCACUUCCAAAGCCAUAACCAUCAGCAGCACCACCAGCAUCAUCCUCCUCCUCCUCUUCCUCAUCACCUGCCUUACCAGCCUGCCCAAUCCAGCCAGCAGCAGACUCCUGUGGGCUUCCACCCACACUACAGCUCCUGCACUUUACCUGCCUCCAGCAAGAGCAGACACAAGUUCACCACCCUGAGUGUUAAGAAAAACCUGACGAAAAGCAAGGCUAAAGUGAGAGCUUCUGCCAGUGCCUCGUGGCUUGAAAAUUCUUGGGGUAUUUCAUUGGAGAAGCAGGCAGAUGCCGUUCCUCCCCCUGCUCCCAUAAUCCCUGUGAUCCCUAUCGCGCCAGUCCCAGCCGAGACCACUGUCAUCCCUGCACCCACGUCACAGGCAAGCCCAGCCCCGGUGUUGGUGAACACAGACAGCCUUGACACUUCUCCCUAUGUGAGCCCAUAUGUAAAUGGAACAGAAGCUGAUUACGAAUAUGAAGAAAUUACGCUUGAACGAGGAAACUCCGGUCUGGGUUUCAGUAUUGCAGGUGGCACCGAUAACCCCCACGUCGGUGAAGACCCGAGCAUUUUUAUCACCAAGAUUAUCCCGGGUGGAGCUGCUGCUCAGGACGGCAGACUCGGGGUAAAUGACUGUAUCCUGCGAGUAAACGAUGUGAACGUGAGAGACGUCACUCACAGUAGAGCUGUGGAGGCACUGAAGGAGGCAGGCUGCAUCGUCAGGCUAUAUGUCCGAAGAAAAAAGCCCAGUGCUGAGAAAAUUGUGGACAUAAAACUUGUCAAAGGUCCCAAAGGUUUAGGCUUCAGUAUAGCUGGUGGAGUGGGAAACCAGCACAUUCCUGGAGACAACAGUAUCUAUGUCACCAAAGUCAUUGAGGGAGGAGCUGCCCACAAAGAUGGACGACUCCAGAUUGGGGAUAAACUUAUUGCUGUAAAUGUUGUUUGCCUUGAAGAGGUGACUCAUGAGGAUGCUGUGGCAGCCUUGAAAAACACGAGUGAUGUCGUCUUCUUAAAAGUGGCGAAACCCACCAGCGUGUUCAUGAACGACAGCUAUGCUCCCCCUGACGUCACCAACUCCUAUUCCCAGCACAUGGAGAAUCAUAUCAGCUCCCCAAGUUAUCUGAGCCAGCCCACAACCCCAGCCACACCUUCACGCUUCUCGCCCAUCUCCAGAGGCUUGCUGGGAGACGAAGAGAUCACAAGGGAGCCUCGGAAGGUGGUGCUACACCGUGGCUCCACAGGGCUUGGCUUCAACAUUGUGGGUGGAGAGGAUGGAGAGGGCAUCUUCAUCUCCUUUAUCCUGGCUGGAGGACCUGCUGAUCUCUGUGGAGAACUAAGGAAGGGAGAUCGCAUCAUCUCAGUGAAUGGAGUGGAUCUCCGCACUGCGACUCAUGAGCAGGCAGCUGCUGCUUUGAAAAAUGCUGGUCAGACCGUCACCUUAGUGGCUCAGUACAGACCAGAGGAGUACAGCCGUUUCGAAGCUAAAAUCCAUGAUCUCCGAGAGCAGAUGAUGAACAGCAGUAUCAGUUCAGGCUCCGGCUCGCUCCGCACCAGCCAGAAGAGGACACUCUACAUCAGAGCCCUGUUCGACUAUGACAGGACGAAGGAUUCUGGCCUCCCGAGUCAAGGAUUGAACUUCCAUUUUGGGGACAUCCUGCACGUGCUGAACGCUUCAGACGAUGAGUGGUGGCAGGCGCGCAGUGUCACCGCAGAUGGAGAGGUGGAAGAGAUCGGAGUCAUUCCCAGCAAGAGGAGGGUGGAGAGAAAAGAGCGGGCCAGGUUAAAGACGGUCAAAUUCAACUCCAAGUCUCGGGACAAAGAGCAGUCACUCAAUGGCAAGCCUAAAAAGCACGUCUUUUCACAUAAAUUCCCCUUCUACAAGAACAAGGAGCAGAGUGAGCAGGAAACGAGCGAUGUGGAGCAGCAUGUAACCUCUAAUGCCAGUGAUAGUGAUAGUAGCUGCCGUGGACUGGAAGAGUAUGUUCUAUCAUAUGAGACUGUGAUUCAGCAGGAAGUGAGUUAUGCUCGUCCCGUGAUUAUUCUGGGCCCUAUGAAGGACCGGAUCAACGAUGACCUGAUAUCAGAGUUUCCUCAUAAAUUUGGAUCAUGUGUCCCUCACACAACCAGAUCAAAGCGAGACUACGAGGUUGAUGGCAGAGAUUAUCACUUUGUCGUGUCUCGAGAGCAAAUGGAGAAAGACAUUCAGGAUCACAAGUUCAUAGAGGCGGGCCAGUACAACAAUCAUCUGUAUGGCACAAGUGUACAAUCAGUACGAGAGGUCGCAGAAAAGGGUAAACACUGCAUCCUGGACGUCUCUGGCAAUGCUAUCAAACGACUCCAUCUAGCACAGCUCUACCCAAUUGCUGUGUUUAUCAAACCAAAUUCUGUGGAAAAUAUUUUAGAGAUGAAUAAAAGGCUAACUGAGGAGCAGGCCAAGAAGACGUUCGACAGAGCUAUGAAGCUGGAACAGGAGUUUACAGAGCACUUCACUUCCAUUGUACAAGGGGACACCUUGGAGGAGAUCUACAACCAGGUUAAACAGAUCAUAGAAGAUCAUUCUGGACCAUACAUCUGGGUGCCAGCCAAGGAGAAAUUGUGAAAUAGAUGAAGUCAGAGGGAACCCCCCCCCCUCCCUUUCCUUUUUUUCUUUUUCUUCUUUGCUCUUUGUUUGGGUGAAUUGAAAUAGGAAAUGCUCUAGUAUCCGAUGGCGUGUUUGUGAGAUUGGGCAGAGAUGGUCCAGCACAUCUCAUUAAGACUCAAUUCUGGAACGUUGUGUUUCCAGAUUUCAUGGAGAAGUGUUGCACCUAACCAGGGCCUCAUUGGGAGAUUAUAUGGUACAGCUUCCUUAAUGUUUAAGGCAGGUGACUUUAUAGAUGGAAGAGAUUUUAAUGCAUACUUGGAUUUUGUUUGGAAUUUUUUUUUUCUUCAUAUAAGAGUGCAUCAAAAAUGCACUCGUGUACGAUCACUUGGAGCGGCACUUUGCACGUUUUAGCACUAAAAGCAUGUUUUGGAUGAUUCUGUUCUAGUUAACCUACGUUGAUUUUAAGUUUUUCUUAAACAUAUAUUUGAUCUACAUUAACCACAGCCACAAAAUAGUUUUUGGGGGUUUUUUUCGAUCAUAUUGUAUACUCCCUAUGAUCUUAUAAUAGGAUCAAAACAUUUAACUUAUGCAACUAUCCAGCUUCUAAACUGCACAAACAGAUGGAUGGCUUGACUGAUGACCUGGCACAAAAUAUGAUGGUUCAAGAAUUCCUGGGUGUUUUCUGCUGAUCAGGGUGUUUCUGAGUGUAUGAAUUUGAGGUUUACAGUGGCUUGGCUGAACAUGUUGUUUAAAAUUCAGGUGAAUGUGUAUUUUAGGACAUAAAUUCACAAUGCAAAUGUUAAGAGAAUUUACUGUACAUUGGGAUUUUAACAUGUAUUUAACCCUGAGUAUACUGCCUAUUUUGUUAUAAUAAAAACUCUAUAUUGAGCUUUACUUAAACUCUAAAAAUAUGGGAAUAAUUAUCUUUAUAUUGAAUAAAUAUAUAUGAAAAUAUAUCAAUCUAUAUAAAUAUUUUAAAAAGAAUAUAUUUUCCUUUACUUUCACCAUCAUCUCUUUACUUCUUUUUUUUUAUUUCUUUCUCAUGGCCCUCAAUGAAGAUGUACCUGGGCCGAGAGGGCAGUUUUCUUUUUUUAAUUUUUCUUUUUUUUCCCUCAAAUGCAGUCGCUAGCAGCUCAUUCUCCUCUGCCCUCUCUUCCAUGUGAAUCCUGUCUCACGUGGUGUGCAUGGUUUUAAAAGCAAUAGUAUUUAUAAUACGUGUGUAAUCAGUACAAGAGCUGUAUUACGCCUUUGCGUUUUCAGCCAGAGUUGUGAAGAUGCCGGGUUUGUUGUUGAAAGUCAGCAGAAGCUCAUAAACCCUAUCCUUUAGACCCAGUGUUCACUCUUAGCUGGACAGAGUGUCUCUGAAGCUCUCUGAAACACAAGCCUUUAUUUCUCCACUGGAGGGCCAGCUCUCACUUUCAUUCUCAUUUGGAGAUGAUUGUUUUCUAAAAGACUGACUCGCUUCCAUUGGACCACAGCUUUCUAACACAUUUUUGACUGGACAUUGUAAAUAAUCUGAUCUGAUUCAUUUCAUUUGUCAGAAGACAAGAAGUGCUAAUAAACAAAUCACACACUGUU